CUGUGUUGACAAUCAGGUGAGCUCGAGCAAUGGCCGCCGCUCGGAUUUGAUAUACGUGUUCUGGUUCCCACAAUGAUAAGCGGAAAUCGACCACAAUGUUCGCGAACUUGAAGAACAAAAUCAGGGAAGAGACGGGCGGUGACCUGCCUCAACUUGGGCCCAAACAUCUCGGGCAUGGCCGUCUCAGCAGGGGCAGCAAGGGCGGCUCCACUUCCAGCAUGUGUUCAGAACAAGAUAAUACCUCAAUGCUCAAGCCAAGGGUAGACUGGCAACUUCAGGCAGAAACGCUGGUGUGCGAGAAAGCUGUUCUGGAGGAGGAAAAGGCAGAGUUGGUCAAGAAGAACCUGGAGUUGUCUGAGCAGCUGAAAGAAGCAAACAACUACAAACAGAAGGCUUUUCAGUACCAAGAGGAUUUGGACCAGCUCGAGGGUUUCCAGACUCAGGAAAUAGCCAAAGUCAAGCACUUGUUACUUGAGAGGGAACAGCAACUAAGUGAGAGUCAAUCCUCCCUUGCCAAGGCACAGACAGAGAUUUCCAGGCUGAGAUCAAUUCAGGACCAAUUGGCGCAUUUGCAGGACUCGCUGGACGCGGCCGAGCACAGCGCCGAGCAGACCAAGCAGCGGCUGACCCUGAAGUUGGAAGAAUGCGAGGCUGAGCGGGUGGUGCUGAGCGAGAAGUUGGCCAACGUGACCGCCCUGGUGGACGCGAGUGCCCGCGGCGAGGUGGCCUCGGCCCUUGAGCAGGCCAAGGACCUGGCCGAGCGGCGCCUUGAGGAGGCGCGGCUCGAACUGUCCGACGUCAAGGCUAAGUGGUGCCAGCAGGUGACCGCCCUGGAGACGCAGGUGGCGCGUCUCUCGGUUCAGGCUGGGGAGGAGGGCGCUGAACGGCGGGCGGCCGAGGAGCGCCUCAGGGAGGCUGAAGGCCGCAUGAACACCCUCACCCUUGAGAGGGACGCCGCCCUCGAGAGGGCUGCUAAGGAAGGACAGUCGUCAGAUCAGGAGUUCGUUUUGAAGGACCAAGUUUCUAGUCUGGAGGCAGCAAAGAAAGAGCUAGAAGGACGCUGUUCGUCAUUAGAAAAAACAGCCUCGGAGUGUGAAAGAUUAAAAGAAAAAAUUUCCGAGGUGGAAAAAGUGGCGUCUGAAACGCAGAAAAGCCUGGAAAGCAAAAUUCAGGAGGUUGAAAAAGCGUCCAAGGAGCGAGAGGCCAAUGAGAAGAGGAAGUCUGCCGAGCUGGUCAAAGUGAGUCGGGAGAUCAGAGAGGAGAAGAGCAAGUUAGAGAAGAAAGUGGCAGAGCUCGAGUCGGAAACGCAGAAAAGUGUGACGUUGACCAAAGAAAAGGAGGCCGAGCUCGAGAAGGCAAUUAAGGAAAACCAGGCAUUAGUGGAAAAGUGCAAAAAACUUGAGGAACUGGAGAGUGAAGUUAAGGCGUUAAAGAUGUGCUGUGAACAUGUAGGCCGAGUCGAAGCGGAGAAGAAGGCGCUGGAGGAAAAGUGCGCCAGCCUGGAGACCAACCAGAGAAAUCUGGAGCUUGAAGAAACUUUGCAAAACACAAUAACUAGACUAGAGGGUGAGUGCUUGUCAGUAGCUGAAAAAGCACGAUUUCUUGAGGAGAAAGCUUCAAAAACUGACAAAGAUCUGGCUGAGGCUAAUUCAGAAAAGGACCAGUUACUGUUGAGAAAUGCAAGUCUAUCACAGCAAAGUGAACUAAACUGUAGAGAGCUUCAAGAGGAAAUUUCUGAAUUAAAAUUGGCACUUAAAAAGCAGGCACCUAAAUCACAAAUCGAUGAGCUUAACAAUAAGAUCAGUGACCUCGAAACACAACUUGCCGAGAAAAAUAAGAAUGUCAAAACUCUGACUCAAAGACUGGCGGACAUGAAGAAAACUUUGCAGAAGGAAAUGAAAGGAGCCGACGCUGUGGCUUCACAGCAGCCAGCAGAGAAAGUUGAAAACAAGGUGGACGUCAAUCACGAGUAUUUGAAGCACGUAGUCCUUAAGUUCUUCACGAGCCGGGAAUAUGAGGUGGCCCAGCACCUAACCAAAGCCGUUGCCACUCUGUUGCACUUCACGCCGGAAGAAGAGCGCCUCUUAAGAGAGACGCUGGACUGGAAAAUGUCUUGGUUCGGCAGCAAGCCCAGACUUGGCAAUGGCCAGACAGCGAAAAAUAUCCCUCCUAGCUAGCGAUAAUUUCUCAAUUCUUGACAUUCCUCUGUGAAUAAUAUUCCUAGUUUGGGCCUCCUGCAACUGCGGACUCAAGUUUUUGUAUCACCUGACCUCUAUUAACUUAUUAUUUGAGCUAAAAUUAUUGGAAACAAUGUUUGUUAUUGAUCUUUAUUACUGGAACUUUUUGAUGAAAAUGCUUGAUUAUUGUUGGAAAUGAGAGCAGAAACUUUUAAGAAAAUAUAUAGCUUCGUAAUUGAA
Neocloeon triangulifer is the source of this 2417-nucleotide messenger RNA. Its product is annotated as golgin subfamily A member 1-like. NCBI's taxonomy places the organism in Eukaryota, Metazoa, Arthropoda, Insecta, Ephemeroptera, Baetidae. The record is from RefSeq and is a predicted model, not a curated record. The coding region runs from base 96 to 2177 and encodes 693 amino acids. Gene Ontology annotation, cellular component: Golgi apparatus. The transcript has 10 exons.